UAGCACAGCUGAUAAUAUUGCCCAUCACUAGGCUUAGUAACAAUAAACAAGGAAUAAAAAAGGUAGCUACUACUGGCAGGAUGUCAGCCAUUACGGAAAUACCUGUCCAUCUACCAAAGCUGUUGGUACUGUUCAAAACAGUUGUGCCACAACUGUCCAACAACAAGCACAAGGGGCAGUAUGGACGGAUUGGCGUAAUCGGCGGGUCUUUGGAGUACACCGGUGCGCCCUACUUUGCGGCCAUUUCAUCCUUACGAGUUGGAGCUGAUUUGGCGCAUGUGUUUUGCCAAUCGAACGCGUCAGCUAUUAUCAAGUCCUAUAGUCCUGAUCUGAUCGUACAUCCUGUUCUGGAUAGCGCCGAUGCAGUUGACAAAAUAGUUCCGUGGCUGGAACGUCUUCAUGUGAUCGUUAUUGGCCCUGGCUUGGGUCGGGAACCAAGUAUCCUAAAAACCGCAUCUGACAUACUCAAGCAUUGCUUAGAGGUUAAGAAACCAGUUGUUAUUGACGCCGACGGUCUUUUCCUCCUUAGCGAUAACUACGACUUGAUUUGUGGACAGCGCAAUGUUAUACUAACACCGAAUGUCAUGGAAUUCCGUAGACUAUUUGGGGAGGACAACAACGCGGUGCGCCAAAAAAUGUCGCUUCUGGGAGACGGAGUUGUCAUUCUCGAGAAGGGCGCCAAUGACAAAAUUCAUAUUCCUCAAGCCAACGAAGUCCACACAAUGCCUCUUGGUGGAUCUGGUCGCAGAUGCGGCGGCCAAGGCGACUUGCUUUCCGGAUCCUUGGCGACCUUUUUUAAAUGGUCGCUGGAUUCAAAUGAACCGAACCCAGCCCUCAUAGCAGCCUGUGCCUCUAGCUACUUUGUGAAGAGGUUAAACCUAGCAGCGUUUCAAAAGUUAGGACGCGGCUUGCUAGCCAGUGAUAUGGUGAAUGAAAUACCCGCCAUAUUUCAGGCUGAGUUUGAAAAAGGCGACUCUCAAUAGGCUUGAAGUUGCGGCUAAGAAACUGACUGAGCAGAAAAAUGUAACAUAUUUUGUUGGCAAACAGGAACCAUAUUUUGAUAUUCCUUCUUAAAAAAGAAUGUAAUUGUAAGAAGACUAUUAUCAGUGAAAAGGGGUUAAACUCCAAUACAAUAUCUGUUUCAGUUACUCUAACAGUUCGGACGGGUUACUUUAUUAUAAUUGCACUUUCUGUUCCACCACGUAACAACAUGUGUUUCCAAAUGUUAAUACAUUUGAGAAUUAUGUACGGCAGCGCAUUUAGAAUUCGUAAUGGGAAUUAUAUUUUGUAAUAAAAAGGGGCCACUUUUUCUAUUACGAUAUUACUCUACAAAAGGGUGUAAUAAAAUAAUAAGUAAGUUUUGAACUUUUUCCAUACACAAGAUUACAUCGAUUUUAGUUAUGUAAUGUUGUAGUUUAAAUUAGAUUGUCAACUGAUUAUUUCGAGAAAAAAUUAACAAAUAAAAUAUUACGUUGAAAAAAGAUA
Messenger RNA from Drosophila biarmipes, 1485 nucleotides. It is a transcript of the gene Naxd, whose product is annotated as ATP-dependent (S)-NAD(P)H-hydrate dehydratase. The record is from RefSeq and is a predicted model, not a curated record. Lineage: Eukaryota; Metazoa; Arthropoda; Insecta; Diptera; Drosophilidae. Bases 81 to 983 code for a protein of 300 amino acids. Gene Ontology annotation, molecular function: ATP-dependent NAD(P)H-hydrate dehydratase activity. The transcript is spliced from 2 exons. Gene Ontology annotation, biological process: metabolite repair.